Messenger RNA from Exophiala viscosa, 2203 nucleotides. Its product is annotated as fungal-specific transcription factor domain-containing protein. NCBI's taxonomy places the organism in Eukaryota, Fungi, Ascomycota, Eurotiomycetes, Chaetothyriales, Herpotrichiellaceae. Bases 134 to 2203 code for a protein of 689 amino acids. The record is from RefSeq and is a predicted model, not a curated record. Gene Ontology annotation, cellular component: nucleus. Gene Ontology annotation, molecular function: zinc ion binding; transcription cis-regulatory region binding; DNA-binding transcription factor activity, RNA polymerase II-specific. The transcript has a single exon. Gene Ontology annotation, biological process: positive regulation of transcription by RNA polymerase II.
GCCCUAGAUCGGUCACGAGUGCUAUGCCUAAAUCGUCUAAAGACCCAUUUUCCACCCUAAUAUCCUCCUUGCCAACGAAAUUAGGGAAUGUCUAUUGUUACUACAUUCGUACAUCAGACUGACUGCAAACGCGAUGAAAGAGGCAGGCACAACAAGACCGCGCUUCACAGCGUUUGCUCCAACGGAUUGUCACACCUGCCUAUCAGGGAAUCGUAAAUGCGAGAGACAGCGACCAUACUGCUCAACAUGCCUGGAAAGAGGGGUCAAGUGCGGUGGCUAUGCCACUACUCUUUCGUGGCAUUCAAGCAGAGCAUAUUCAGGCAGGACAUCAUCAAGAGGUCAUCAGCAAAGGCCUAAUCGAAGGUCACCUUUUCAAGAUCAACAAUGCGGUCGUGGUGGCCCGACCAACUUGAUCACAGAAACUGCAGGCACUUUUCGCCUUGCUGAGACUCGCAGUAGGGGAUCAAAGAAAACGUCUCCAGUGACCCCUUCACAAACUGAAGACAACCUUGACCAGCACUCCGAAUCGCCAGAAGGGACGAUUGCCGUCAUCGAAGAUGAAGGCCGGUUGGUGGACACGACGAAUAUCGACUCAUUUCUGGAUGAUUUCGCGCCAGAGACAUACCCGGAAAAUGCCCAAGGCCAUGAUGUAGUACCGGGACUCGGGGUUACCAGCCCUAGUAUUCAGCAUCUAGUACCUUGGACAGGCGGUGAGGCACAGAACAACGAGGUCAUCGAUUAUGAGGAUGUCCUUCCCACGGCGAUACCUUCCACGACAGUGGCAGUAGGUCAUCUUGACUCAGCAACAUUGUCACCUAGUAACUUGUUAUCGGGCUCGGACAUCGUUCUUUCCUUCGACUGGUCGAACAUGGAGCCAGAAGACACUCAAGAAAUGCUCGACAGUGCAUUCAGCACGUUUCCACUCGCACCAUAUCCCGGCGCAGCCUGGCGCCAGCAGCAUGAGAUGGCGUUGAAAUAUUACGACACAGAUCUAUGCAUCCUUCCCUUGACCUCAGAUAUGGUCAUUAAUCCAUUUCGCAUCAGAGGGUUCGCUUCUGAAGACUCUCAGCUUCUUGUUCAGUCCGUGCUGGCGCUCUAUUCUCAACAUCAGGUCAACACCGGCAACACGCAGCCCACAGAAGCAAUGAAAAAGCGUUCCCAAGUAGCUGAGAUGCUUAGCCAAGCCCUACAAAACGGGCAAUCGAGCCACAAGACCAGCUGUCUCCUGGAAGCCAUACUGAUAAUGUUUACCCUGGAUUGUACAAUAUCGGCGUUGGGCAACUGGGCGGACCAUAUUCGCAAUGCCGCGACCGUUUUCGAGGCAUGGGGAGGAGCCUCUGCGCUCAACAGUCCCCGACUACGAUCACAAGCUAGCAUGCUCGUCUGGUGGGAUGCAACACUGGCCAUGAUAUCAAGACAAGGCGUUAGGUUACAUCCGUCCUACUUCGAACACCUUCUGAACCACGAGUUGAACGACGGAUGGUCCUUCUACGAACUGACCGGUUGUCCCACCGAACUCGUGGUGUUUCUUGUCCGGCUUGCUGAGAUGGCCCGACAGAAGGAACUGGCUGACUCUAUGCAAUUUCUGACCUUCGACAUGACUGUCGUCCUGGAUAUCGAACAGCAGCUUCUGCAUUGGAAGAACAGUCUCGAGGUCGAGGUAGGCGCUGGAUAUGUUCAUGGGGGGAUGAUCAACUUGCUGGAUGAUGAUGUCGAGGACGAUAGUCCUACCACUUCUGAAGAAGGCGAGAAUGAGGGAGAGUAUUCCAAGAAACGGGAUGACUAUCAUUGCAUGGAAGCCUGGAGGUACGCGUUGCUUCUCUACAUUCAACGAGUGUUCCGGUGGAACCGCCAAUCUCAUCGCCGACCACGGGCGAUACUGCCACUCACCUGCAAAAUCAUCGAGCACUGUCGAAACUGCCGUAAGACAUCGCAGGUGCAGAAACAGCUUCUCCUUCCGAUUUUUCUGGCCGGCGCCGAAGCACGAGAUAGAGACGUGCAGGACACUGUUCGUGCUUACUGUCUCUGGUGGGGCGCAAGGAGCCGUUACGGAAUGUUCUACAGUGUUUCUAGCCUGCUGGAGGAGUACUGGGAGAACAAACCUUCCAAGGAUGGAAGCCCUGUGUGGUGGGGGUCAUUCUUAGACUCAAAGUCUCCCUCCGGAAGAGCUGGAGAUGUGACGGCACAAUUUCUCUUCGGUUAA